CACUCCACAUCCUUCUUGCAGAUAAUGAGAGGUGGAGACACUCCACAUCCUUCUUGCAGAUAAUGAGAGGUGGAGACACUCCACAUCCUUCUUGCAGAUAAUGAGAGGUGGAGACACUCCACAUCCUUCUCAUGUAUAAUGAAGCAGUACUACUGUAAUGCUCUGACUGAUGAGCAGUAUUGCUGCCAGCAGGAAGAGCUGGCACAUCUGGCCAACACUUGUGCUACAUACUUGGAGUCCAGCAGAAAACAGCGGAUGGAUGGAGGAAGGAAGAUAGCAAGCAUGGCCCUGCCUGAUAUAUGGCAGUUCCUGAGUAUCUAUAUGUCAGAGGAUGAAGGUCCCAAGACUGAUGCAGCUGAGGGUUCCAAGUUGGACGAUCCACUCGAUGUCACUGAUGACAUCGUUGUGGCCAUGGAUAGACCAACAGAUGACCCAAAAAAAGAAGAAACACCUUCAUCAUCACUCACUCCAUCACUGUCUUGCCAGAGGUUCGUCUACACUACAGUUAAACAACUGCAACAUCAACACCUCUUCAGAGUACAGGUACUGUACUUCUCACCUCCAGGACUCAAGUCCAGCUUCCCAAUUUUCCUGAAUUCCUUCAUAAAUGUUACUUUGCUCACACUCCAACAGCACGUCACACACUCUUGCUGGAAGUCCAAGCCCCUCACAAACAAAAACUUCCUUUACCCCAUUCCCUCCAAUCUUACCUAG
Messenger RNA from Cherax quadricarinatus, 714 nucleotides. NCBI's taxonomy places the organism in Eukaryota, Metazoa, Arthropoda, Malacostraca, Decapoda, Parastacidae. The record is from RefSeq and is a predicted model, not a curated record.